Brassica oleracea var. oleracea is the source of this 866-nucleotide messenger RNA. Its product is annotated as CASP-like protein 2B1. NCBI's taxonomy places the organism in Eukaryota, Viridiplantae, Streptophyta, Magnoliopsida, Brassicales, Brassicaceae. The coding region runs from base 80 to 697 and encodes 205 amino acids. The record is from RefSeq and is a predicted model, not a curated record. The transcript has 3 exons.
GGCAACUAUUUUUUAAAGACUGUUCAACCCAACUUGUCUUUUUCUUUCUCUCUGGUCUCCACGGACACUGUUCUGUCAAAUGAGUUACUCGGGGGUUGGAAGCAGUCCUGGAAACGUCGCCGUCUCGCACGGAGGCAAGAUGAAGCUGAUUGAUCGGAAACUGAAGCUAACGGAGGUGCUCUUAAGGUGCUCCGCUACUGCUCUCGCUCUCCUCGCGCUUAUUCUGAUAGUCACAGACACUCAGGUCAAGAAAAUCUUUACUAUUGAGAAGAGGGCUAAGUACACCGACAUGAAGGCACUUGUGUUCUUAGUGGUGGCAAAUGGGAUAACUGCCGCUUAUUCCUUGUUGCAGUCAGUUCGUUGCGUGGUGGGUUCGAUGAAAGGUAGCGUUCUGCUCAACAAGUCCCUUGCUUGGGCCAUUUUCUUAAGCGAUCAGGCGAUGGCUUACAUGAGUGUGGCUGCAAUAGCAGCAUCAGCGGAGUCUGGUUUGAUUGGAAUAAGAGGCGAGGAAAAGCUGCAGUGGAUGAAAGUGUGCAAUAUGUUUGGCAAGUUCUGCAACCGAGCGGCUGGAGGAACCGCCAGCGCCUUGCUUGCCUCUAUAGCUAUGGUUUUCGUCUCCUCCAUUUCUGCCUUCAGUCUCUUCCGGUUGUACGGUGGUGCCACCCAAAGACAGCCAAACGAUGCAGUGAGGAAGUGAAAACAGCUCUUUGGUCUUUAGUAGUAUUGAAAUGUUAUCGUUAAGUGCAGGUCUUUUGUUUCUGUUUCCGUAUAUGUUAAACUGAUGAUGUUCUUUGUGAUAAUAUAUGUAAAACUGGACCUUAGUGUUCUAUUUAUCAAAAACAAAUCUCAAGAUGAUAUAGAAAGUA